Anolis carolinensis (green anole) is the source of this 2508-nucleotide messenger RNA. RefSeq names its product cholesterol 25-hydroxylase (gene ch25h). Gene Ontology annotation, cellular component: endoplasmic reticulum membrane. The record is from RefSeq and is a predicted model, not a curated record. Gene Ontology annotation, biological process: cholesterol metabolic process; sterol biosynthetic process. Lineage: Eukaryota; Metazoa; Chordata; Lepidosauria; Squamata; Anolidae. The transcript has a single exon. Gene Ontology annotation, molecular function: C-4 methylsterol oxidase activity; steroid hydroxylase activity; iron ion binding. The coding region runs from base 1142 to 2002 and encodes 286 amino acids.
CUUACUUUUUAAAAAUAAUAUGGUUUGAAAUAUGAAAAUGUCACUCUGAUAGCAGCUCCUGGCAUCUUCAUGUUGCAAUGUUAAAAAUUCGAAAGACUACGACAAAAACUGUAAAUCACACCAGGAAUCUGUCUGUAAUAUGGAUCUGACAUCACAGCUGAGGGCCCUUCUACACUGCCACGUAAUACAGAUAAUUAAAGGAGAUAAUUCACAUUAUCUGCUUUGAACUGGAUAAUAUGGGUCUACACACUGUCAUUUAAUCCAGUUCAAAGCAGAUAAUCUGAACUGUAUAUGGAAGUGUAGAAGGGGGGGCUGAGCUUCUAAUCCACAGAAAUUGUGCUCGAAAUCUUGUGAUUUAAAGAAGACAAUUCCUGAUUUCAACAAAUCUGGAUUUACACACACACACACAAACACUCUCUCACCAACACACAUGCUCAUCCACACAUGCACACCCACACACAGAGUAUCCCAUAGAGUCUAUGAUCACUAAUAUAUGAAAGCAUAACUUUCCUGUACUUGGAACACACUUCCCAUUAUCCCCAGAUGUUGAGAACUGUACUCUUGUAUUGUAGGUGGAGGAUGCUGAUUUGGGAAAAGUUCCCCUAGAAUAGUGGUUCUCAACCUGUGGGUCCCUAGAUGUUUUAGCUUACAACUCCCAGAAAUCCCAGCCAGUUUACCAGCUGUUAGGAUUUCUGGGAGUUGAAGGCCAAAACAUCUGGGGACCCACAGGUUGAGAACCACUGCCCUAGAAAGAUUUCAGUCUUAACAUUUGUUUGGGAUCCUAUGAGUAUGAUGCUUUACUUUGCUGCGUCUUUGCAUCUCGGUUGUAAAGGGUUCCUUCUGAGAUCGUUUAAAAGUGCAAAAGUUUAUAACCAUGAAGUUCUCAGCUAAGGGCAGCGUAAGAAGUGGCAAACAUCUGGAAAACCGAACAGGGAAAUUCCUCACGUGUUUUUUCCCCCUUUCCUUUUCCCCCUCCCCUUUUGUAUCUGUGUGCAAGGGAAAAGGAAACUGAACAGAUUGCUUGCGGGAAUUUUUAGUGUGACGUCGUGGUUUCAAGGAGGGAGUAAAGCAAUAAAAGGCGUUGCAAGAGCAACAGUCAGCCAGUCAAGCCAGCAGGCAGCAGCAGCAACAGUGAGUCAACAUGAACUGCAGCCUUCAGAACAAAAGUGUGCUGCUCCACUCUGAUGGAGAGUGUGACAGGCAAAGCGUGCUGGCUUUGCAGCCUCUUUGGGACUUUGUCAGAACACAGGAGGCCUUGAUCAAGUCGCCGUUCUUUCCAGUCCUGUUCAGCUUUACACUGUAUGCAGCCUUCUGCCUGCCUUUUGUGGCCUUGGACUUCUUCAGCACCCGGGUGCCGGCAUUGAAGAAAUACAAAAUCCAGCCGCAGAUGUCUCCUACGCUGGGAAUGAUGGUGCUCUGUGUGGUACAAACCAUCUAUCACCACAUCGUCUGCAUCUUCCCGGUGACUGUUGCCCAUUGGUACUGGAGACCAGUCAGUUUGCCGGCGCUGGCUCCAGAUUUGUCCAAACUCUUCUUGGACGUAAUCAUUUGCUUGCUGCUUUUUGACUUCUUCUAUUUUCUGUGGCAUUUGCUCCAUCACAAAGUGCCAUGGCUCUACAAGAACUUCCACAAGGUCCACCACAAGCAUGUCUCUACCUUUGCUCUUUCCACCCAAUAUGCAAGCGUUUGGGAGUUGCUGUGGUUGGGGUUCUUUGCAGCGGUGAGUCCAGUGCUGCUCAAGUGUCAUCCUUUGACAGAAAUGACUUUCUUCAUCACCAACAUCUGGCUCUCUGUGGAGGACCAUUCCGGCUAUGACCUCCCAUGGUCAACCCACAAACUGGUGCCUUGGGGUCUGUAUGGAGGAGCACCACACCACGAUCUUCAUCACUUGAAGUUCAAAUUUAACUAUGCACCUUACUUCACGCACUGGGACCGGCUCUUUGGAACAUUGAGCCAUGCUGUCAGCGGAGAUGGAGCACCUGCAAAGACCCCCAAAGAGUAACUUCAGCUACCCACCUCCUGCUAGAGACAAUAUUGGGGCAUUCUGGAGUGAAAAAAUGCCUGAAGACAUUUAUAUUGCACAUUUUUCUAUUACUGUAUUUAUGAAAUAUUUAUAACCUUACCUAGGAUUGUUUGGCAGAAAAAACAGUUGUAAAGGUACCAGCCAUCUGAAAGACAGAGUUCUCUUUCUGGAUGGCUAUCUAAGCUUUUAUAAAGCUGCUGUAUGUGUCUGACAUUUAUGUAAGAUGUUUUUGCUUGCUUGCUGGUAUGAAAUGUGUAGUGAGAUUGGAAAGGAUACCUAUAAAUGAUUCCUAUGGAAUUUGUCUUGCCUUUGCACUGAGAAUGUAAAACACACCAAGAGUGCAACAGAGACAUGUUUAAAACAAAUUGCUGAACAGCGACCAACCUCAUGAAAACUUGCAUUUAUCGUAUUGUUGUUAAAUUAAAGCUAAACUAUUUAUAUUCUAUUAUUUUAUACUGGAGAAAUAAACACCAGUUUUUGUAAUA